AUGCGUAAUGAGUUGGAGGCAUCCCUUGACGAGAAGCAGAACCAGAUCAAAGCCUUGGAAGAAAAGGCGGAGGAAUCGAUCAGAACACGUGUUAGAGCAGCAGAAAUAACCGAACCCUCAAAGCAGAAAGAAACCGAGGUUGAAGAAGCAAAACAACAAAUCAAUAAACUAAGCACGCCUGAAAACAACACUACUAUCCAAGAUCAAACAAUAGAAAACCCUAACAAUGCAAAUGAAGAUACUCCUAAAGAAGGAAAAGACGGAGUCAUGGGAGAAGAAAAUGAUCAAAAGAAGAGACCCACAAAUUCCCAAGGAAGCACAAUGGAGGUAAAUGAGGAAAAAGAACAUAAAUCUGAAGCGGGUGAAAUGGGACAAGAAAGUGACGAAGAGCCCACAGAACUUCGAGCGGCAGAAAUAACUGAACUCUUGAAGAAAAAGGAAACAGAGCUUGAAGAAGCGAAGCAACAACUUAAGAAAGUAGUUGCCAAUGAAAAUGACACUACUUUCCAACAGGGAACAAUAGAGAACGUCAGCAAUACAACUGAAAUGAAUAAUGAAGGUAUAGCUAAAGAUGAAAAAUUGGUGAAUUCGCAGACUACUGUAGAUGAUAAUCCUGGGACAGAUGGUGAAAACACGCAAGAUUCAGAAAACCAUCAACUGGCGAAGACCACAAAUUCUCAAGAAACACGAGCAAGUCAAGAAAGCACGGCGGAGGUAAAUGAACAGAGCGAAGAGCUCACUAGUGGCGAAGAAAAACCAGAGGGCGAGGAGAAGAAAGAACGAGAGUCUGACAAAGCUGAAGAGAGUGAAAUGAGGCAAGAAAGCAUAACGGAGGUUCAAGAACGGAGCAAAGAGGCUAAAAAUGAUCUAGAAACAGUGAACAAUCUGGAGAAAGAAGUAGUGGAGGCUUCUCGAAAUGAGCAACAAGAAAAGCCCAUAAUCAAGGAGCCUAAAGUGAGACGAAACAAAAACAGAGGCAAAGGUAGAAGAAGAUGGAGGAAAGGCAGUGAUAGAGCAAGGGAAGUUAACAUAAAUGUAAAUAAAGAGAACAAAGAGAUGGAAGGCGGGCAUCAAGAAAGAAUUCAUGCCGCUAAUAGUUCAGAAAUUCAUGAAGUUUCUAAUAGCAAUGGCCAAAGCAAUUCAGAAGCCAUGGCAGAAGCAAGAGAAGAUAAUGAUGUUUCUACCUAUCAACAGCCAGAAGAUGGUAGAGGAGGAUUAGAAGUCGAAGGAGAUGGAAUUAACAAAAUUUUUGAGGUGGAAAAUAAGGAAAUAACAUCUAUUAGUGAGCAACCAGAAAAGCCCGACAAUUCUGAAGAUAAUAAAACUAAGAACGAAGAUAGUGAUGAUAAAACCGGAGCUGCAACUGAUAAGGAAAGUGAUGCUCAGACAGAGUAUGGAGUUGUCAAGGAAGAAGAUGAUAAUACCAAGUCCUUCGAAAAGCAAACUGAUGCUGAGAAUACUGCUGAAAAUGGUGAAGUUUCAAAAAUCAACAUUGGAGACAGCACUGAGGAGAUAACAUCUAAGACCAUCUCCACUAGUGUAUAA
Molecule: messenger RNA, 1545 nt
Organism: Asparagus officinalis (garden asparagus)
Lineage: Eukaryota; Viridiplantae; Streptophyta; Magnoliopsida; Asparagales; Asparagaceae
Exons: 1
Coding region: 1-1545 (514 amino acids)
Source: RefSeq, a predicted model, not a curated record